Molecule: messenger RNA, 1224 nt
Organism: Archocentrus centrarchus (flier cichlid)
Lineage: Eukaryota; Metazoa; Chordata; Actinopteri; Cichliformes; Cichlidae
Gene: rsph3
Product: radial spoke head 3
Exons: 8
Coding region: 148-1161 (337 amino acids)
Cellular component (GO): cilium
Source: RefSeq, a predicted model, not a curated record
CAACGGCCGUUGUGGUACACGUCAUGGAGACGGUUGCUACAACAGUUGACAGCCUCUUGGUUACCGUUUGGUUUGUUGUCAGGCCACAGCUAACCACUAACAUUAACUAGCUAGCUGUUAGCCAGAGUGUUUGGGGUUUUCUGAACGAUGGCUUUUGCUUCAAACAGUCACAGAGAUCCAAGCGGAAUAUACACCUUCUCAAGCCGCCCCAGAGCUGUUGAGAACCGCUCAAAGUACAGAGAGCCUUCGACUGAAGAGACAAAGCACCAUUAUGGAAACAUUAUGUAUGAUCGUCGUGUUGUCAGAGGAAAUACCUAUUCCAAGCGUAUCGUACCAACUGCAGCUGAGCCAGACCCUGCAGAGAUACGAAGACAACAGGCCAACAGGAAACGAGCCAUCGCUCGAAAACAGGCCAGGGAGCAGCUUAGACCCAGCACUCCUGAAGCCCUGCAGGGCAGAAAACACAUUGAUGUACAAACAGAGCUUUACCUUGAAGAACUGAGCAAUGUUAUCGUAGCUACAGACAUCGAGUGUCAGACUGACGCCUUCCUGGACAGACCAACAACUCCACUCUUCAUACCUGCUAAAUCUGGCAAAGAUGUGGAAACACAGAUAGAGGAGGGAGAGCUGUUUGACUUUGACGUUGAAGUGCAGCCAGUGUUGGAAGUCUUGGUGGGUAAGACAAUCGAACAGUCUCUGCUGGAGGUGAUGGAGGAGGAGGAGCUAGCCUGUCUGAGGGCCCAGCAGAGGGCCUUCGAGGAGCUCCGAAAUAAUGAGCUGGCAGAGGUGCAGCGGCUCCAGGAGAAGGAGAGACGCCACAAUGAGGAGAAAGAGCGUAGAAUUGCACAGCAGCGGGAGGUGCUGAAGAAUGAAAAGGAGGUUGCAGAGAAGAUCGCCGCCCGGGCAUACACCCAGCAGUACUUGGCCGAUCUUCUAUCUGCUGUCUUUACCUCGCUGAGACGCCACGGCUACAUUUACGACCCUGUGGAGAAAGAUAUCGAGACUAAUUUCUUCCCAUGGCUCAUGGACGAGGUGAACAACAGGCUGGAGAGGAGAUACGCUGCAAGAGAGAUUCUAGACACUAUAAUCUAUGAUAUCGCCCAGAAGAGACUCGAGCGGUUCAACGAGCAGGAGAGACAGCCAGCCAAAUCUGACUCAUAGAGGGAUUUACACGACUGUAUGAAUAUAUUUCCUAGAAAUAAAGGUUUUUUUUUUUUUUGGGUC